Episyrphus balteatus (marmalade hoverfly) is the source of this 970-nucleotide messenger RNA. Its product is annotated as NPC intracellular cholesterol transporter 2-like. The transcript has 3 exons. The record is from RefSeq and is a predicted model, not a curated record. Gene Ontology annotation, biological process: intracellular cholesterol transport. Gene Ontology annotation, molecular function: sterol binding. Bases 171 to 656 code for a protein of 161 amino acids. NCBI's taxonomy places the organism in Eukaryota, Metazoa, Arthropoda, Insecta, Diptera, Syrphidae.
AACUUCAUAUCAAAAUGCAUAAUCAAUAGAUGAAGACAUUUCCAGGCAAAGCAUUUAAGUGCAUUGGAAAGUGAUAAGCGAUAUUGGCAAUAUGGUAUAAAUAAGCCCGUUCACAGUCGUCAUUGUUUCACUUUUUUAGUUAUACAGACGGAAGAAAUUCUAAUAAAAACAUGUUCGUUCGGUUAUUGGUCCUUUCAACUUUAAUAUGCAGUGCAUUUGGAGCUGGGACUGCUGUUAAGAAAUGUUCAGGAAAUAAACCUUUUCCAUUAGAGGUUCGAGUUUUGAAUUGUGAUGUACCGCCCUGCAAUGUUGUCAAAGGACAGGAUAUGGAAUUUGAAAUUGAUUUUGUUGUUUUUAAUUAUACUACUACAAUGAAAACACUCGUUAGAGCAACUACAAUCGGAUUAACUGUACCAUACGAAUUACCAGAUGACGUUAGUAAUGUAUGUAAAAAUCUCAAAUAUGGAGCCUAUUGUCCUUUGUAUCCCGAAGAAGAUGUAACAUAUAAAUUCAUAUUUCCAAUUAGUAAUGUUUAUCCGGAAAUUAGUGUGAAAAUUGAAAUUUCCAUUGUCGAUCAGACAAAAACGGUUGUAAGUUGUUUUGUGUGUGAUAUUAAAGUGAGAAAAGGAUCAUCUGUAGGAUUACAAAUAAAUUAAUGAAAAAAAAAAAAAAAAAAAUAAAAACUAGUAAGAGGCUUUAAAAGACGUAUUUCAGAAAGUAGGAACAAAGAAGGAACGAAAAUUCAAUAAAAUGUUUGUAACUAAAAAAUCAAGGAAUUCAUUUACUCAAACGGAUAACGUGUUGAAUUUUUCGAAUUUUUAACCGUUUAAAUAAUUUUUUUCUACAACAAGAGCAAUUUUAGGAUUUCAGAUUCCAGCUCCUUAGAAGGUUUGGGUACACUGAAACAAUAUCACUGCAAAAAUCACGAUGUUAACAUUGUAAUUGAGGACUCCACUUCCACAUGCAAUAG